GAGGAUUGUAAUUGUCGACUAUCAAUAGAGUACCCCAUCCUUCACCGGGUCAGACCAUCGCCCUUUAGCUCCCUCCGUGACUUCAAAGCCUGCUCCUAGAGGUUACAGCAUCCCUCCUCGUCCUCUCGUUCCCCAUCUUUAGCCAUGACCGUCUCUGCCGAGCUCGCGACCACUGCCCCAGUCCUAGAGAAGGUGACGACCGUGCACAGGCAGCUGAGCGACACAGAGGCCUCGUACUUUCUGCCAGCACGAGCCAAUGGCGUGAACGACAUGUACCUGCACUUGGGGUUCCAUGCCCCCGCCUCGCUGAUGCGCCGCUCCCGCGUACGCCUCGUCUGGGCUCUUCUCCGCCUGAGGCAUCCACUUCUCGCCUCGCAGGUGGACAUGCGCGACUACGAGGACAUUCGCUUCGUGUAUACGCCCCCUCCUACACUGGCCGCCGCCCUCGGGAACGCUGAUCAGGCGCUUGAAUAUCGCGCGGGGGACAAGGACGCACUGAUCGACGCCUACCUCAACGGCCCGCGCACGCUACACAACGAGCGCCUGUCCUACCUCAUCCUUUCUGACACCGCUGGCACUGCUCUUCCGACUCCCCCGGCCUCGCCAGGACCGCUGGACACCUCCCCGAACAACGUACCGAACCAUGACAUCCUGAUCUGCGCGACGCACUUCUUGGGCGAUGGGAUGGCACUCCACACGUUCGCGAACGACUUCUUCGGGCUUUUGGGUGGUGGUGCAAGCGAAGAUGAACUUUCCAAGUUGGUCGAAGACGAGUGGCGCGCGGCGGUCAGACGCGCAACCGACGGGAAAUUGGCUUUGCCUGCAGCAACGGAGGAUAGACUACCAGCAUCACCUGAAAGUAGAUUGCGCCGUGCCGCCGAGCGUGUGGACUACCAGCGCUACCAGGAGAAGCAGAUUGGUGGUCAUGCCUUUCCGCGUGCGAAGGGGAAGGAAAGGCAUACCAUCGUUCCCACCGUGCCAUUUUCUGCCGACCGGACGAAGGCUAUGCUGAAAAGAUGCAAAGAGCACGGCGUCUCCAUCUCCGCCGCGCUCUUCGCGAUCUGCAACAUCGCCUGGGCUCGCACGGCCAACGGGAACUGGGAGCUCCCUAUGAUGAUGUACUCGGCCCUCAACAUGCGUCCGUACCUCCUCGCAGAGAAAGCACUGAACCAGUCGUACUGGUUCCUCGCCGUCGGCUACUUCAACGUCGUUCUACCGUCUUUCCUCCCCGCGGAUGCGGCGAAGACCUUCUGGCUUCGCGCCCGCGCUGCGAAGGCGCAGAGCACGCGCGCGGCGAAGAGUCCCAUGCUCGUGCCUCGCGCUCGGGAGACGGCGCGCGAACGCGGUGUACGAGCGCGGCAGUGGGCGAGGGAGGAUGACGGUGUCGCAGCGCCGCCAGCAUCCAAGCCAGCCUCUGCGCCAACUCCCAGCACCGCGCCCAAGAUCCCUUCCACUGCACUCAUCGGUCUCUCGCUCCUCGGGAACCUGGACGGGAUGUACAAACACGCGACGUUCGGGUCAAUCAAGAUGCACACCCUCACGACAGGCUCGCGGCAGCGGGCGGGCGGGAUGUUGCUUUUCGGCUACACUUUCGCAGGCAAGCUGUGGGUCAGCCUUGGUUACGACGAGAAUGGGUUCGAGAAGGAGACGGUGCAGGCGUACUGGCGUCGUGUGCUGGAGGGAAUCGAGGAGUUCCUGGGGUGAUUCGGACAUCCACAUAUGGACUCGCGUGUACAUGGACUAUAGGCUUCGCCGCCGGACUGAGCUGUUGCCUAGAUAAUGGUAUAAUGGUAUAAGUAGCGCCUGUCUUUGUAGGAUGUUGUAUUGCUGUCGAGAAUGUAUUAGUCUGUCUGAGGUCCGCUCGCGCAAGAAACUGGGUGGUCCUUGUGAGGAUGCAAGCGUACGGUGGGCAGGGGCAUUGGCGCAGUGGUAGCAGGUGAGCGCUAGCGCAUCAGGUGAGGGCUCCUUUGGGGUUUGGAGCAUAAACUUGAUGCAUAUAGUCGAAAACCAAGGCGUCCCACCCCUCCGACAUGGAAAUAUGGCUCGAAAACUCUAUUUCACCAGGUC
Molecule: messenger RNA, 2067 nt
Organism: Schizophyllum commune H4-8
Lineage: Eukaryota; Fungi; Basidiomycota; Agaricomycetes; Agaricales; Schizophyllaceae
Exons: 7
Coding region: 145-1704 (519 amino acids)
Source: RefSeq, a predicted model, not a curated record